Molecule: messenger RNA, 1656 nt
Organism: Symbiodinium natans
Lineage: Eukaryota; Dinophyceae; Suessiales; Symbiodiniaceae
Source: the annotation of a GenBank genome assembly
AUGGAUGCGAGACUUGCCCUUCUGCUUUCGGUGAAGCUCGCAGGCUACGGGCUGGUCAGUUCUGUCGACACCCAGGGGAGUGAGCCAAGAGUGCUGAAGAAUUCCAGAGUUGUGGUGGAAGGCGCCUUGCAGCGACGAUCUGCCGUUUACGCCCCUGGCCUUGCAGCCGUGCUCGAAGAGCCACGGCACAGCGAGACUUUCCUUCAGAAACAGUUGGUCAAUGACCUCACCCUUACUUUGGGCUGGCAGGGCAAGAUUGACAUCAAGCGUGUGCCCCAAGAGGACGUGCGUGCCUCAGUGAAGUGCACGUUUCAUGCUGAUGAGCGAAGCCUCUUAGAAAUCUCAGACAUCAGCUGUGACCAGGGGCUCUGUCAGACAGAGGUCUAUCAAGAAGCCCAGGCAGACACGCGAGCUGAGCGGCCUUGGCCCCCACCACAGCCGCCGAAGCAAGCUUGGCUCAGCUCUGCCCUGAUUCUCAGCCUGCCAUUGAUCAUGUCGCUGUUCAACGCCUGGAGCUCAAGUGUGUCCAGAGAACUUCCCUUGGCCACUGCUCGGUUGCGCACUGUCUUGUGCCUCGGGCUGGUGGCCCGCGCUUCCGCCUGGGCCCGCGCCUCCGUGACGGUGACUGGAGAGGCGCUCGCGGACAAGACCAUCAAGGACUACGUUGAGGAGGUCAAAACCAUGAGCCCAACUCUGGGUUCGCUCCAGAUGAUGGGCAGCUGCUGUGACGAGAACCAAGGCGCUGCCAUGGAGGUUCAGAACGGCAUCAACACGAACACCCUCUACGGACCUACUGAUGAGCUUGCCAAGACGAUCUUCAAGGACACUGGCUGCAGUCCGGUGGCAGAGAAGAAUAUGAACAAGAUGGGCACGGCAGGCUGCACCUACUUCAGCAUCUUCCAGAACACCGCCCAUGCCGACCACGAGUUCGCCGCCAACUGCGUUCCAGGCGUGGUCUGCAGUGCGGACGUUGUGGGCAUGACCAAGGGACUGAUUGCCACCUACGGCGUGGUCAUGCAGAUCUUGCAGCCCAACCUUGGGUCGCUGGCAAACAUCUAUUCGGGACCCAUUGACAAGUGUUUUGCGGGAAUGAACAAGCUCAACGAGGGCAAUCUGAAGGAUUCCCUCGUCACCACACCCAUUAUGGGCCCGUUUAACCUGAAGCUCGGCGAGACUACGAAGCUGGUGGUCGAGGGCAUGGGCCAUGUCGGUGCUCUCGAUUCCCUUAAGACCUGCCAGAACACGUCGGACGUUGGCUACCUCUUUGUCCACAAGAACUUGUACUGGAGCCAGACGGAAGAUGCCGUCGACCUCGAGGCCUUCUCGGAGUACAAGACGUCGAAGGCAGCGGAGGCGGAGGAGAAGGCGAGGCAGAAGCAAAUGCAAGCAAUUGCCAAGUCCACUGGCAAGGGGGACACGAAGACGGCGGAGGCGACGCUGGAGAAGGCCGGUGCCGAGGUCCCCCCUCCUAAGGCGGAGGUGGACAAGGGUGCCGUCACUUCCGCCAAGAACGCCGGGAAGCUCUCGGUGCCCGUGGGCGGCAAGAUUGACAUCAAGGGUGUGCCCAAAGAGGACUCCGCCGCCGUGGUGAAAGCGCUCGGGCUCGGCGACAAGGUCAACAUUGCCGAUCGUCGCCUGUCCGAGAUGCUCAUUUGA